Molecule: messenger RNA, 3855 nt
Organism: Mesoplodon densirostris (Blainville's beaked whale)
Lineage: Eukaryota; Metazoa; Chordata; Mammalia; Artiodactyla; Ziphiidae
Gene: ITPRIPL1
Product: ITPRIP like 1
Exons: 3
Coding region: 364-2007 (547 amino acids)
Cellular component (GO): membrane
Source: RefSeq, a predicted model, not a curated record
CCGCGGGAGCGCGUUGUCCGGCUGGCGCCCUCGGAGCGGCGCGCGGCACCUUGGGGUCUCGGGGCCCGCCGCUCACAGACAAUCGGACCCUUGGAUAAACAUGGUGUGCUCCCCGGGAGAGGGGAGCGGGGCCACGUCCGCGGGCGGACCCGGCGAGGAACCCGGAGCCCCCACCGUGCGGGGGAGAAGGCGGGGACGGUCAGGCCGCGCGGGCUCUUUAAGACCGUGUUCGUGCUAACGCCGAUGGGCUGCUGGAGAGGGCGGUGAGACUAAGCAAGGACGAGUUCCAAAGGGAGGAGAGUCCCCCACCUGGUUUCAGCGCCCACGCGGCUGGUCCUUCAUGAUCCCGAUGCAGAGGCCUCCAUGGCUGUGAUAAGCCUUCUGUUCUUGGCAGUGAUGUAUGUUGUGCACCACCCCUUGAUGGUCAGUGACCGGAUGGACCUGGACACACUAGCCAGAAGUCGGCAGCUGGAGAAGCGGAUGAGCGAGGAGAUGCGCCAGUUAGAACUAGAGUUUGAAGAGAGGAAGCGAGCAGCUGAGGAGAAGCAGAAGGCAGAGAACUUCUGGAGAGGAGACACAUCCAGUGACCAGUUAGUGCUGGGGCAGAAAGACAGGGGGUGGCCGUUCCAGGCGGAUGGCCAGGAGGGGCCGCUGGGCUGGAUGCUGGGAAACCUGUGGAACGCUGGCCUCUUUUGCUUUUUUCUCAUCUUUGAGCUCCUGCGACAGAACAUGCAGCACGAGCCGGCCUUUGAUUCCAGCAGCGAUGAGGAGGCGGAGGAGGUCCGUGUCGUGCCUGUCACCUCCUACAACUGGCUUACCGACUUCCCCACGACGGAGGUCCUGGAAUCCUUUCACAAACAACACAUCCAGAACGUCACCCGGGACCUGCCCUGCACCUGUGAGUUCGUGGAGAGCUUUGUGGACGACCUCAUCAAGGCCUGUCAGGUGCUCAGCCGCCAGGAGGCUCACCCACAGUUGGAGGACUGCCUGGGCAUCGGGGCUGCCUUUGAGAAAUGGGGAACCCUCCACGAGACCCAGAAAUUUGACAUCCUGGUGCCCAUUGUUCCCCCCCAGGGCACUAUGUUUGUGCUGGAGAUGAGGGAUCUGGCCCUAGGCCGCCGCUGUGGCUGUGUGCUGGUCGAGUCGGAAUGCGUGUGCAAGCGCGAGAAGCUUCUGGGGGACGUGUUGUGCCUGGUGCACCACCACAGGGACCACUCAGCCCUCCUGGGCAAGUGUAACAGCUCCAUCAAGGCGGCUCUCUGCACCGGCUCCUACCUGGAUGUGUGUAAGACCGUGCAGUGGUUCCGGAACAUGGUGGGCAAUGCCUGGGCCCUCGUGGCCCAUAAGUAUGACUUCAAGCUCAGCCUGCCGCCGUCCACCACCUCCUGCAAACUCAGGCUGGACUACCGCUCAGGCCGCUUUCUCUCAAUCCGCCUGGUCCUGGGUGUGCAACGGGAAGACACCUUGGUCUACCUGGUGAGUCAGGCCCCUGACCAGGAACAGCUCACCAGCGUGGACUGGCCCGAGUCCUUUGCAGCCUGUGAGCACUUGUUCCUAAAGCUGGUCGGGCGUUUUGCUCCCGAGAACACCUGUCACCUCAAGUGCCUCCAGAUCAUUUUGAGUCUCCGGGACCUUCAGAGUUUACCCCAGGGAGCAUCCUGCCCCAUCCUCACCUCUUACCACUUCAAAACAGCCCUCAUGCACCUGCUGCUGCAGCUGCCCCUAACAGACUGGCAGCAUGGCAUGCUCUCCCAGCGGCUCCAGGACAUCCUCUGGUUCUUGGGCCAAGGCCUCCAGAGAAGGUCUCUCCAUCAUUUCCUCAUUGGUAACACCUUCCUGCCCCUGACCAUCCCUGUCCCUAAGACAUUUCGGAAUGCUGAGCCCGUCAAUCUCUUCCAACACCUGGUGCUAAACCCCAUGGCACAUUCACAGGCAGUGGAAGAGUUCCACAACCUCCUGACCCAGGUGAAAGCUCUGCCCUGUGCCUCGCUGGCUGGGGCACAUUAAAUGUACAGGCCACUAAAAAGGGGGAGAAAGUAUUUCUGAUUCUCAGGCUGCAAAAGAGUUUAUUUUUCAGACACAUCAGCAGAUACGUGAUCUUCGCCUUGCCAGGGGGGACUAUGAUAGAUUAAGGCACUUAGGAGUACAUGAAGUGGUCAUGAGGAGGGGUCCAGUCUGCAGGGCCUAAUCAAGGCUGGGUCUUUGAAGUUUUCUUCUGACUUAACUUUCAUCAUGACCCAAAGAGGGCCCAGGGUAACAGCUGUGAUGGGAGGAUCUUGCUGCUAAAGAGUGGAGAUCCAGAAGAGGCUUGUGAAGUUGGGUUUUGUAGCAACACUGGAAGUCAGAGAACCAGAGAAUACUUCCAUUCCAGCUUAUUCCUUCUUUUGUGAACGACUCCGAGCACGUCCCUUGUAAACUGGUUUCCUUAUUGAACUCAGCCCAACUCAUGCCCAAGCUGAUAGCACUCCAUUUUAUCCCAAAUACUGUGAUGGUAGCUUCUCGUAUUUUAGGAUCGAAUUUUUCAGAUUGAAGGUAUAACCAAGAUGUUUAUUUGCCAUUUUCUUAAUUUAGCCCUAUUUUCAUAUGAUAUGUGCAAUAUAAUACAGCUGUUUUAUGCAUCUGAAAAGAACUCAAUACUACCCAAAUAACUUGACUCACAGACAAAUAUUAAGUCAACAGUGGCCUGUCCCAUAGUUGAAAUAAUGUAUUUACUAAAAUUAAUUACAUCGUCAACAUCUGAUGACCUCCUCAGUGCCUGGAAACAUUAUAAAACCCUUAAGGAGGACAGUCUUUUGGGGGGCUCUGAGAUGAACAAUUACGGUUUCUGAGGGGAGCCGCUUAUUUGUUAAGUGGAAAGAAGGUUUAGCUACCACGUGUAGCUGUGCUUUUUCUCAGUCUGGUAAUGCCUUUGUAUUCUCUUUUCAAAGAAGACAAAGGGAUUAUUUGAACUACGUCUGUGGGUUUGCAAAGCGGGGUCAUCACAAUCCAGGCCCACUGCCAGGGCUGGACAGGAAGGGACUGUGAAGCAGUUCAGCUCUAACAAAGUCAUAAUUCUGGAGAUAUGAUUGGUAUAUUUCCCCCUCUUUCAAAACCUUGGGCAUCCUGGGGAGGAGUGUUAAAAAAUGUGACUCUAGUUGUGGGUGUGGUUGUUUUGGAAAUACCAGUGCUGUUCCUACCCAGCACUGCCAGGAAGAUCUUCGGGGGAGGAGAACCUUGCCCCACAUUUAAUGUGACCUCAUUGGGGGUUUAGGUGCUGGCCUCGUAGCCUUUGGUUAUAGAAUCCCCCCAGCAAAAAUAAAUUACAAGUGUCCCAGAAGCUGAUGCCAGCCAAUAUUUGGGGCUCCCACUGCUGCACAAGAGCCGCUGUGUUCUCGUGUUGUCUGCUGAUAUCUGCCAGGUGCAGCUUUCAAGUGCAGAUGCAGUGAUGGUUGGUUCUAUGCUGGUGGGAUUUUGGUGUUUUAAAAACAUCCACAUGUUUUUUGGGAUUUCCCUGGUGGUGCAGUGGUUGAGAAUCUGUCUGCCAAUGCAGAGGACAUGGGUUCGAGCCCUGCUCUGGGAAGAUCCCACAUGCCGCGGAGCAACUAAGCCCGUGUGCCACAACUACUGAGCCUGCACUCUAGAGCCCGCGAGCCACAACUACUGAGCCCGCGUGCCACAACUACUGAAGCCCGCGCGCCUAGAGCCCGUGCUCCGCAACGAGAAGCCACUGCAGUGAGAAGCCCGCGCACCACAACAAAGAGUAGCCCCCCCUCACCGCAACUAGAGAAAGCCCACGUGCAGCAACAAAGACCCAACGCAGCCAAAAAUAUAUUAAUUAAUUUUUAAAAAUACAUAUGCUUUUUGUUUAGAAAAUAA